Vidua chalybeata is the source of this 615-nucleotide messenger RNA. It is a transcript of the gene DNAJC30, whose product is annotated as DnaJ heat shock protein family (Hsp40) member C30. Lineage: Eukaryota; Metazoa; Chordata; Aves; Passeriformes; Viduidae. The transcript has a single exon. The record is from RefSeq and is a predicted model, not a curated record. The coding region runs from base 1 to 615 and encodes 204 amino acids.
AUGCUCGGGCGGCUGCGGCGGCUCCUCCCCGCGGCCCCGCGGCCCGGCUGCGCCCCGCCGCCGUCCCGGGCCGCGCAGACGGGCGGUGCUGGAGCCCCGCGGCCGCGCCGCGACCUCUACGAGGUGCUGGGGGUCCCGUCCACGGCGACGGCGGCGCAGAUCAAGACGGCGUACUACGAGCAGUCGUUCCGGUACCACCCCGACCGCAACGCCGGCAGCGCGGCCGCGGCCGCGCGCUUCGCCGCCGUCAGCGAGGCUUACCGGGUGCUCGGCAGCGCCGCGCUGCGCCGCAAGUACGACCGCGGGCUGCUGAGCGCCGAGGAGCUGCGCGACGCGCCCCGGCCCCCGGGCCGCCCUCCUGCCGCGGCCUCGCCGCCGCCCCGCGCCCCCGCCGCCCGCUCGGGGCCCGUCCCGACACCCUUCGACUUCGACGCCUUCUACCGCGCGCACUACGGGGAGCAGCUGCUGCGGGAGCAGCUGCAGCGGGCGCGGCGGGAGCAGCUGCGCCUCCGGCGGGAGGAGUCCGCGGCACAGGGACGCCUUCGGAUCCUCUCCGAUCUCUCCAUCGGGCUCCUCUUCUUCCUGGGGGUUGCUCUCCUCUACGGCCUCAAGUGA